AUGAAGAUGGGUGAGUUUCGAGAAGCUUCAGUUUCUUCGUCUCCUUCGUCUCCUCUACGAACACCGUCUCAAUCUCCGAACCUCAAUCUCCUCCGUCAAAACUUCUUCCAUGGCGAUUUCUCCCCCACCAGCAACAACAGAUUCUCUUUCAACUCCUCCUCCGAUUUCUCUCUCUCGAGCUCCUUCUCUAACGGAUUCUGUUCCUCCGACGACAGCUCCUCUCCCUUCGCUUCUCCUCCGUUCAACGGAAUCCUCCCUAAUCCUAACAAACACAAUCACUCCUCUUCUCCGAUCACCACUUACCACCUUCACGAUCACGAGAAGAAGAGUGUUAAUAAUAACGGCGAUCACCAUGAUUUAGGUCUGUGCGAAGAUCUCUACCGAAUGAAAAUCAGAGACGAUUUCGACGACGAUAAGCUCCGUUACGCACGAUCGGAGACUCUCGGCUCGAUUCCUGAGUCCGAUUUCACUUUAGAUCCACUCUCCAAUUUCAAUGGAUUCGGCGGCGACGGCGAUGGAUUCGUCUUUCCGUACGGAUUCUUCCGAUCACCGAAGGAUUCGUCAAACGACGACAAGAGGAACAUUUUCGGGAGCAACACUCAUCAACAAAUCCCAGAUUCCGCCGCUAAUUCUCGCCAAAUCGGAUGGCCUAGCUUCUCCGCCAGUAACGGCGGCGGUGGAAACAAUAACAACAAUCCGUACAUCAACGGCCACGAGAUUCUCGGAAUCGGAUCGAAUCGUGGAAUUAGAGAUUACGAAAACAUCAGAACAACAACAUCACCAUCAGAUAUGUUGCCGUUGUUUUCUUCUAAAGUCUCUGAGCCAUUUAGCAGCUCAGAUGAGAGUUUCUUCAUGGAAAGUAAAAGCUUGGAUCAUCAUCAUCAUAAUCAUAAUCAGAGCUUGCCUAACAUGUGUGACAUACAAGGUUACGUGUACUUGAUGGCGAAAGAUCAACACGGAUGUCGAUUCUUGCAGAGGAUUUUCGACGAAGGGACGCCUGUUGACGCAAUGGUUAUAUUAAAUGAAGUGAUUGCUCAUGUCGUUGAGCUCAUGAUGGAUCCGUUCGGGAAUUACCUCAUGCAGAAGCUUUUAGAUGUUUGUAGUGAAGAGCAGAGGACUCAGAUUGUGCUUGUUGCUACUGCUGAGCCUGGUCAGCUUAUUCGGAUCUCUCUCAACGCAUAUGGGACUCGAGUUGUUCAGAGAUUGGUGGAAACGAUCAGAACAGGAAAACAGAUUUCGCUUGUGAAGUCUGCGUUGAGGCCUGGCUUUCUUGAUUUGAUCAAGGAUUUGAAUGGGAACCAUGUGAUUCAACGUUGCUUGCAAUGCCUUAGCACUGAAGAUAACAAGUUUAUCUUUGACGCAGCGACGAAGUUCUGUACUGAGAUCGCGACGCAUCGACAUGGAUGCUGCGUGCUACAGAAAUGCAUUGCUUAUUCGAUGAGACAACAACGAGAGAAACUGAUCGCUGAGAUCUCUAGAAACAGUCUCCUUCUUGCUCAAGACCCCUUUGGGAACUACGCAGUCCAAUUUGUGAUAGAGCUGAGGAUACCAUCGGCGGUAGCGAUGAUGCUGGCUCAGUUAAAAGGGCAUUACGUUCAGCUUUCCAUGCAGAAAUUCAGUAGCCACAUGGUGGAGCGAUGUCUCAUGCAUUGUCCAGAGAGUCGUCCGCAGAUCGUGCGUGAGCUCGUCUCUGUUCCUCACUUCGACCAGCUUCUUCAAGACCCUUACGCCAAUUUCGUCAUCCAAGCCGCUCUUGCCGCCACAAAGGGUCCACUUCAUGCAUCGCUAGUGGAAGUGAUACGGCCACAUUCGAUUCUGCGUAAUAAUCCGUAUUGCAAGAGGAUUUUCUCGAGGAAUCUAUUGAAGAAGUGA
Microthlaspi erraticum is the source of this 1872-nucleotide messenger RNA. The record is from the annotation of a GenBank genome assembly. NCBI's taxonomy places the organism in Eukaryota, Viridiplantae, Streptophyta, Magnoliopsida, Brassicales, Brassicaceae.